CGCACAGCUACAGACAGCUUGAGGAGGUGCAGCUCAACUACAAGCCGAGCAACUCUAAAGUUAUUUGACUCAGUAGCCUGCCACAGUCUUCGUAUACAAGCACGUCAAGUACAACUAUGGUGUGUGCAGGUGUGCUGAGGGGACUCAUCCUGUUCUCUCUCUUCUUCUCUGGAGUCUGGGGUGAAGAAAAGACUCUGGACCAGAAUACUAUCGCUCCUGCCAUCAAGUUUCUUCGCCGCUACCAACCAGGGAGUGCUAACCAGUUUGCCGUCGCCUUCAACGCACCUGUAGAUAGGUGUGCUGACUACCUCGAUAACAACUUCCUCGACACAUAUCCUGGAGACACUGUGAAGGAUGCUCUUAACAGUGCUGAACGUCUCUACAAGGGUGAAAAACUGAUUGCAGCUAAACCAAAGCCCAUUCCAGGCACAAAACCACCAAGAAACCAACAUUCAGAGUAUCUUCUCCUGAUGUUACCCACUGUCGAUGGGUCUCCAAUGAAAGAGCUCCUUAAUAAGGACAAAACGGGUUGUGUGGUGUUCUAUACUUAUAAUUCUCCUUGCACAAGUACCUGCAUCACACAUGGGAGGCGUUUUAAUAUCAUAGAAGCUCUAGAGAUGUUCAAGACACACAAUGGUCCAAAGGCUUUUGUCUUUACAGAGGUAUGGAAGUAUGAUUGUGACAAAGAUAUUUCCACCAACCUUAAAGAAGUCCUAGAGAGUGUCCCCCUCUAUCGUUGUAGAGAUGACGACAAUUGUGUUGCUUGUACAGCUGCCAAUCUUAACAGCUGUACACAGAAAUAGAAAGAGGAGACUGUGAGGACAGAUUUAUAAGAUGCUUUAUAUAAGGUCACAGGAUGAACACAGUAAAAGACGAUGAGAACAGUAAAAAGACUGUUUAGUUUUGGUAGAAGACCAGCUUAGCAAUGUCAGAGAGACUUGCGCUGUUUUGUCUGAAGAGAUGCAUGGUAAACAUGUUAAUAUUACCUUUCGACUGUCUGGAUUGCUUUUAGCAAAUUCUUAAAAUUCUGCAAUAA
Sardina pilchardus (European sardine) is the source of this 1036-nucleotide messenger RNA. RefSeq lists its product as uncharacterized. NCBI's taxonomy places the organism in Eukaryota, Metazoa, Chordata, Actinopteri, Clupeiformes, Clupeidae. The coding region runs from base 117 to 803 and encodes 228 amino acids. The transcript is spliced from 3 exons. The record is from RefSeq and is a predicted model, not a curated record.